UUCUGAGCUUCAAAAUAAAUGCAUAAGAAAAUAUUGCUAAGCAAAAAUUUGUUGAAAAAAAAAAUAUCUCAAAAAUGAACGAGCAUCGAUUCAACGAUUUUAAAGAUUGGGAGCUGAUUCAGGAGCUCGGAACUGGCGGUUUUGGAGCAGUUUUGCACUGGCGGAAUCGCCGCACCAACCAGGAAAUAGCUACCAAAAGCCUGAAAGAAAACUAUAUGUUGAACCAGGACGAAAUAGCUAAAAUAAAUCAAAGAUGGAAGAAGGAAUAUGAUUGGAUGCAGAAUAUGGAAACGGAGAGUAUUGUCGGUGGUAUAGUGCUUACCGAUCUCGAAUUUGUAAACUAUUUGAACACAAAUCAUUUAUGGCGUCCUUUACCAGUAAUAGUAAUGAAUUACUGUAAUGAAGGAGAUGUUCGUAAGAUUUUAGAAAAACCGGAAAAUAUGAAUGGGUUGCCAGAAUUUGAAAUCAAAGAAAUUCUUCGUAGUUUGUGCGCUGCAAUAAAAUAUAUGCACACAAAAUUCGAAAUAGAGCACAGAGAUCUGAAACCCGACAAUAUUGUUAUACAUCAAGAUCGGGUAACUCGUAAAAAAAUGUAUAAGUUAACUGAUUUGGGAUUUGCACGAAAAACUGCAACAUCUAAAAAUACAAUUCUUAAAAGUGUUGUGGGUACAAGACAUUAUUUUGCACCAGAAAUUUUAGAUACAAAAAACUACACUAAUAGUGUAGACUAUUGGUCUAUUGGGAUUAUAGCAUAUGAGCUUAUGACAGGAUCCCAACCGUUCAUACCUCAUGCCCCACUGCCUGCGAUUAUAAUUAAUGUAAGGAAAAAGUGUCGAGACUGCAUUGCUAUUACAGAGAAUGUUAACAAGUCGUCAGAAUAUAUAUAUGAAACAGAAUUGCCGAAACAACAAUUUUUAAGUAGUGUCUUUAAAACAAAUAUGCAGUAUUGGUUGCGAUUGGCACUAGAUAUAAGUCCCAAAACCCGUGGAUUUGACUUAAAUCAAAAGAGUUUUAAAUUUUACGAAAGUAUAGAUGAAAUUGUCGAUAGUAAAAUUUUGACAAUAUUUUAUUUAAAUGAGUGUGAAUUUUUAUCUUAUUGCAUAACACAUGAAAACUUAAACGAAAACUGGAUUAAAGUACUCGAAUAUAUUGCAAAAGAUACUGGUACCGCACAGGAGAGAUUAAUUUUGAUUCUACCAUCUGGUCAUAGAAUAGCUCAAUUAACACAUCAAACAACAAUUGGAGAUUUGUUUAUGGAAAAUUGGCAGGAUACAGCCGCAAGUAAUACUCCUCCAGUAAUGCUAUAUGUGGUUGGACAUAAGUGUCCUUUUAAUUUGUCACAAAAAUAUUCGCCGUCUGAGACGGUUUUAAAAUGUGUCAAUAUAAAAGUGGAUAAUAAAGUAAAAAAUAAUAAAGUAACUAUUGAUGAAUGGAUUUUGCGUGAUUACAAACGAGAGGCACAUUUUAUGUUAACUAAGGCACAACGUAUCUUAGAAGCAUUUGCUAAUGGCAUUUUAGAAUGUAUUUUAACAAUCGAAGAUGUAUGUCACAAUAAUAAAGCAUCAUUAGAUAAUUCACUACAAAAUAUAAUAUUUAUGAAAGGAAAGAUACAUCAAUUUACUGAUGUGAUAAAUCAUAUGAUCAAUGAGAAAUCAUAUAAUGAAGAAUUCAUUCAUAAGUGGAAGUUAAGAGCCGAACAGUAUAAUACCUAUAUGAUGCAAAUUGAAAAUAUGACAGCACCCUUAAAAAAUCAAUUCAAUGUUGUACAUUCAAAUGCAAAAGAACUGGCAAAAAAAGAACUUUGUGAUAAUUUAGUAAAAAAGGAUAUAUAUGAAAUAAAACAAUUUGAAAGAUGUAUGACAUCAUCUACUGCCGCAGAGAAGAGUGUUGUACUAGAAAUGUGUACAAACGCUACAUACGUUUGCUUUAAUACAUAUGAAGAUGGUUUUAAUAAUAAUAAUGAACUUAAAACAUAUCUAAAUAAUGCAAUGGAUUUGUACGAAAAGUUCACACAAAUACGUGACAUAGAACAAACAAGUGCACAACACAUCAUCUCCUUGAAUACAAAUCUAUUAAAGUCUAAUGAGGAAUUAAUUUCCGAUUUAGGAAAGUAUAAUCAAUUGAGUAAUAUAACCAAUCAAGUGCAUUCAUUAAAAAUUGAUGGUGCCGGGUUACAAGACAUAAAUUCGUUUGAUUCUAUAUGCAACAUAUCGACAUCAGAGCUAAUCGGAAACGUCUUAAGUGAUAUGGUUUUAAAAGUGCAAGAUUUGCAAUGUCAAUGAGAUAUGCUUCGUCAACCAAGUUCACGUUGAGAAUGAACAGUUUUAACUGUCUUCGGUCAGCAAAUUAUGACUUUAUUAGCUUGAGCUUCUGAGACAAACAUUACAGUAUAUAA
Messenger RNA from Teleopsis dalmanni, 2395 nucleotides. RefSeq names its product inhibitor of nuclear factor kappa-B kinase subunit beta (gene IKKbeta). Bases 75 to 2282 code for a protein of 735 amino acids. The record is from RefSeq and is a predicted model, not a curated record. Gene Ontology annotation, molecular function: IkappaB kinase activity; ATP binding. Gene Ontology annotation, cellular component: IkappaB kinase complex; cytoplasm. The transcript has 6 exons. NCBI's taxonomy places the organism in Eukaryota, Metazoa, Arthropoda, Insecta, Diptera, Diopsidae. Gene Ontology annotation, biological process: positive regulation of transcription by RNA polymerase II; peptidyl-serine phosphorylation; tumor necrosis factor-mediated signaling pathway.